This is a messenger RNA of Lactuca virosa, 477 nucleotides long. The record is from the annotation of a GenBank genome assembly. NCBI's taxonomy places the organism in Eukaryota, Viridiplantae, Streptophyta, Magnoliopsida, Asterales, Asteraceae.
AUGGCGCCGGAUUCCCCAACUAGGUCAGAGUCUAGCAUGGAUUCUGCGCUAGAUGUUUCUCAAUCAAAGGGUUCUAGAUCUAUUCGUCCUAAUCUUCGUUGGAAGGGUGUGAAAUUAGAUUUUGAUUGUGGCAAACCUCCCACGGUAUUUACAAGGGCUACCUUGAUAGGUUUCAUCUUAAAGAAGCGCUCGGAGAGUGUUGAAGACGAUCAACUCAUCAAGAUGUCUCCUCCCAAACAAAAAUGUUCUAGCCGUGAGUCAAGAAGCCGAAGUCUGAAUGAUCUAUCUGACCCUCCGACUCCCGAUGUUACAAGCUCUGAGCAUACAUCGGAGGAUCGUGCUACUACUAUCUUUCACGAAUGUCCAAUCGAACCGGACAACAAAAUGAAGCAUGUGGAGGAUGAGGCAGAGCUGUCUUAUUUGGGCAAAUCAGAAUCGGAGACCAUUACUGGAGGCCUUCUGGAGAAGAUCCCUUAG